ACCCCAGUGCAGAGAAGGACCCCUCCCAUUAUUUUGAGGACCGGGUUGGCGCGACUGAAUCACUGCAGUCGGAUGGCAACCCGAGAUCUGGGCUUCGAAAGGCUCGUCAGGAGAAAGGCCGUGGAAACCGCCGGGACUUUGAGACUCGGUGGGCCCUACCCCGCUUCACUUCGGGUGACGGCGCUGUGACGAGCAACUGACAGGCGCAACGAAAGGCAGCCCUCUGCUGUCUGGAGAAAAGCAGAGGCCUGGGCUACCAGCCUCGGGAGGGAGCCGAGGGCAGUGUUUGGGGCAGCGGGUCACAGCGGCUGAAAGCGCGCGUGGGAAGCGGGGGUUCUAGGUGCAAGAAGAGUUUCGGGAUGUCAGAGAAAGAUGUCUCCCGGAAGGAGGCAGGCUAAAGCGUGGGUACCACUACCUGCCUCAAGACAGGUGGGAGAGAAGGGGAUGAGGCUGUUGUCAAAGAUCCAGGGUCCCGCGCUCUGAGUUCAGGGAGUUAGUUUGAUGUAGGAGGCAUAGGUCAGAGGUCUCACGCAAGUGAGAAGGCUCUAAGGGGAGUCACAAACCGGGGGAGUUGAAUCUUCUGGGAGGACUGAAUCUUCUCUAGCGAGCUGCUCUAUCAGGUUAGAAUUCAAGGAGAUGUUAUCUCGUGGGGGGUCGGCCAAAGGCUGGCAAAGCCAAGCCUGUCAAAGGUCAUAGGAUUGGCGGGCCCUCUAAGACUCGCUGUAGAUAAGCGACUUCACUUGAUUUACUGUUCUGUCAUGCGUGCUCCUCUCUUGACCAGAGGGGUCUCAGUCACCAUGGAGGACCGGCACCCCAAAGAGACCAUGGAGCAGCAGGAUUCGUCCAAGGAGAGAAGUCCCCAAAGUCCGGGAGGUGACAUCUACUCUGUGAAAUUGCCAGAGACCACCAGGAACACACCUGGAGUUGACCAAGUUGGGCUUAUUGCUCACUGCGCUGAGGAAGCACACAUACCGUGGGGCAUCUCAGUAAUAAGAAAGGACUUAUUACAGGAUUUAGGCUGUGGCCACUUGGGGGCCCUGCAGUGCACCCGCUGCCUCAUCACCUUCGCAGACUCCAAGUUCCAGGAGCGUCACAUGAAGCGGGAGCACCCAGCGGACUUCGUGGCCCAGAAGCUGCAGGGGGUCCUCUUCAUCUGCUUCACGUGCGCCCGCUCCUUCCCCUCCUCCAAGGCCCUGAUCACCCACCAGCGCAGCCACGGUCCAGCGGCCAGGCCCUCCCAGCCGGCUGCGCCCACCACCAUGCCACCCACCUUCCCCUGUCCUGACUGUGGCAAGACCUUUGGGCAGGCCGCUUCUCUGAGGCGGCAUCGCCAGGCGCACGAGGCCCACCCCCUUCCUGGCCCCUUCGCCUGCACUGAGUGCGGGCAGGACUUUGCCCAGGAAGCAGGGCUGCAUCAGCACUACAUCCGGCAUGCCCGGGGGGAGCUCUGAGUGUGGCUCCAGCCCUCCCUAGGGCAAUGGAAGCUCUGUGGCUGGUGGGACACCCAUCUGAUAUGGGACGGGAGGGAUUUACUUUCCUCCAUGGAAAGGCAAAGGACUCCUGAUCAAUAGGACCCAGAAGAUGCUCAUUUAGAGCUUAAGUCUUUGGAGGACACAAAAGCCUUCAGGGAAACAGUAAAAUCAAACAACAGUGAGAAAGAAAGAAAGAGGGCAAUUCGUUAUUUGUAUCUUCCUCGUUCCCAAUGAAAUAGUGUGAAAUCAUGACUAGCUGCAGGUUGUGCUAUCACCAUUAAUUCUUCCCAGAUGGAGGCAACGGGGCUGCAAGAGCCAAGGGCCUGGAUCUGGGCCUGAAUCGGGGAGGGAAAGUGAGGUGUUGCCUGCCUGUAAUGCCACCGAAUGGGUCCCACACGUGGAGCACCUUGAGCCUUUGGGGAUGGGACAGCAAAGUCGGAGGCUGCACUGAGUCACGUGAGGGUUGCAAUCUGGACCCUUGUCUCUUCCCACCCCCUGCCAGCCUUUCCCACUCAAGGUGGGGCCGUGGCAUUGGAUGGCUCUGCCUUCCUCCUCCCCAGAUAAUUUAUUGUUCAUUUUAAUAAUUUUAUGUACCAUUCUGGUCACGGAAUAUUUUUUGUAUGUGUAGGUGAGACGGCAUGAAUAAACUAACAGAAGUAGUAUCUGAAAACAAAAGGUCCAUAAUAAAAUGUCUAAACAAGGAA
Molecule: messenger RNA, 2176 nt
Organism: Delphinapterus leucas (beluga whale)
Lineage: Eukaryota; Metazoa; Chordata; Mammalia; Artiodactyla; Monodontidae
Source: RefSeq, a predicted model, not a curated record